CGGCUUCACAAGAUCACCAAUACAGAUCGAUAUAUAGAUCCUGAUUCAUUUGGUUGAGCCCAGUCCCUGGGAAAUUUUAGGUUAAACCGUAAAAAUGACGAUAGACUACAGUCUGAUUGCGAGGGGGGAGGUUAUCAUCGUCUCUCAUCAAAUUGGGUCAGGAAACUACCAUUCCAUUGCUGAGUCAAUGCUGCCUAACAUUCCACUUAAUGUGAAUACGAAAAUAACUUAUACAUCUGAAAGUUUUAUGUAUCAUGUAGUGGUUGAGGAUGGGCUAAUAUACCUCUGUGUCUCGGAACCAGCAUUUGGACGUCUUGUGCCGUAUGCAUUCUUGAAGGAGAUACAGAAAAGGUUUACCUCAGGAAGUUUACCAAUUAGAGCAGCCACGUGUGGUGAAAAUGGCUUACAGAGGGACUUUGAGCAGGUGCUGGCAGCACAAAUGGAAUACUUUUCGACAAGCGAAGAAGUUAACAAAGUGACGAAACUUCAGUCUCAAGUUGACAGCGUCAAAGAAAUCAUGCAGGAGAACAUAGAGAAAGUGUUACAGAGAGGAGACAAACUUGAGGAACUUGAGUCAAAAGCUUCUGACCUGGAAUCAAAUUCAUCUACAUUUCGCAGUCAGACCAGGAAGGUGGUAAGGAAGAUGUGGUGGAAGAACACUCGCAUGACCAUCAUCUUAGCCAUGGUCGCUGUGGGACUCGUCGCCAUCUUAACUGUCAUCAUCCUCUAUGCAACCGGUGUGCUUCCUCCAGACUCGGGGUACUGAAAGGUUUUGUAUAGCCGACUGCUGUUAAUGGGACACUGUGAAAAUUACAUGAGGAGUUUCUUCCAGAUGUGUUCAUUUUAAACUUUCAAAUUAGGUUGAUCAUUGGAAGCAUGGCAUGGAAGUUGUUUAUAUUUGAGGAAGAGAACAUGCAUUUCAGAUACAGAUGUUCUUUAUUGAAUUCAUAUUUAUUGCAUUUAUAACGAAUUGAUUAUGUGAUAGAUGAAAAUGUCAUGGUCAGUCCAAGUGCGACCAUUGUAAUAAGCUUCUUGUUACUGUGAGAGUCGUCACAGUAAAGAUUUCUUAGUGGAUUACGCCCUGUUCCUUCUAAGAGAUGAUAUAGGGCCUAAAACCGUAAUACCUUGAUACUUAGAUGGGACACCUCUAAUCACCUAUAUCAAGAGGUCUUACAUUAUUAUAUGUAAACUUGUGUCCUUGAAAAUAACGUCAUUCAUACCAGAUUUGUACAUUCUGGAUAGGUAAAUUGUAUGCUAUAGAAGCUGGUUCACUACAAUCUUUGUCUGAAAAUUUAUAGUAAUUGAAUCAUAAUAUAUUGUGUAUUUAUAAAUAAAAUUGCUACAUUUUAAAUACGACAGCUAGGUCACACGUUUGGGAGGAUUAAUACUUGUAUGUCUAUGUGUGCACAGCGUCUUAACAUGACUGGAUACUACCUUUAUAGGCUGUUGACAGGAUGUGAUGUAGGUUUAAGUCUGUUGUGGACACUCAUAUUUAUGUAAAAUACGUUGUACGUAAGCAAAAAUUCAUAUAUUUCUUGGUGGCUGAUUCGUACACCAUGUUCUUUUUCUAUCUGAUUUUUUAAAAGGCAUGUUUGACUUUGUAUAUUCAGGCCCACAAUGACCCGUGUCUGUGUGUAGGAUCGUAUCAGCAGUCAUCAGUUGUGUGAAUGAAUACAUAAUGGAUAUGUAUACAGUGCUGGUAUUCUCUAUAAUGAGUGCUUGCGCUGUUAUAAAAAUAUCAAUACUGUAUUGAGGAAGCACAUCAAUGUGUAAAUGGAAGUGUCAGGGGCGGAUCCAGAGGGUUUGGGUGACCAGUUUCCAUAUGCUCUUCUGCAGCUAGGGGGGUCCGGGGGCAUG
Molecule: messenger RNA, 1857 nt
Organism: Priapulus caudatus
Lineage: Eukaryota; Metazoa; Priapulida; Priapulimorpha; Priapulimorphida; Priapulidae
Product: vesicle-associated membrane protein 7-like
Exons: 6
Coding region: 95-766 (223 amino acids)
Biological process (GO): exocytosis; vesicle fusion
Cellular component (GO): SNARE complex; membrane
Molecular function (GO): SNAP receptor activity; SNARE binding
Source: RefSeq, a predicted model, not a curated record